AUGAGCGCAAGGCCGAACCAAAGAAACAUCAAAUGGGUCGAGGGACUCCGCGGUAUUACCUCCGCCCUCGUUAUCGUUACGCACAUCUCGAGAGCGCUCGAUUACCCCUUGUUCUGGCCCUCCGACAACGAUCAUGACGCGCCGCGGUUAUUGCAGCUACCAUACCUGCGGCUACCGUGGCAGGGCCGCAUCGGCGUACCCAUCUUUGCCUUCUUGACGGGCUUCGUCUGCGCCUACAAGCCCCUGAAGCUGGCAUACCAACAAGGAAAUGCCCCCGCGGCGCUCAAGUCGGUCGCCCGCAGCGCUUUCCGCCGCCCGCCGCGGCUGAUUCUGCCGGCCUUGAUUGCAACCUUCAUUAGCUUCGUCCUGUCGGUUCUUGGGGGUUACAAGACGGCGAACCGCUGUGACUCUUUCUGGGUCCGCUUCGACGCGCCCGAUGACAUUCCCUUUGGGGAGAACAUCAAGAGGUUGUUCGGCUCUGCGCUCUCGACGUGGACCAACACGGAGAACCAAUACGAUAGGCAUCAGUGGGCCAUGCGCCCGCUGCUCAUCGGCGCAUUCCAGGUCUACAUCGUGUUGGCAGCCACCAUCGGGAUGCGGUUCAAAUUCCGAAUUCUGGUGCAUGUGCUCCUGAUCGCGUACUGGUGGCUGAAUGUCAACGCCCUAACAGAAACAUUUGGCGCCAUGCUUGCACUUGGCACACUGAUCGCCGAGCUCGCGCAGCAUCGGCCGACGCAGAACUUUAUCUCCUCACACCAGCGGCUGCUCACCUUCGUCGUCGCGCCUCUACUUCUCUUGCUCGGCGGCUUCGUCGGCUCGUACCCGGCUGAACACGAAGAUUGGAUGGGAUGGUCUAGGAUCCUCCACCGUUUGAUCGUGGAUCCAGCUGGGGAUCGCAGCAGGGGCAGCAUUAUCGUGCCGAAGGGAUCCGACGUUUACCGACGCACCUCGGCCUUCUUCAUCAUGUGCACCGCCGUCUCGCUCUUCAUCGCCCCGGUCUUGCAACAGCUGCUCUCGCACCGCCUCCUGAUCUGGCUCGGACAUCACUCCUUCGCCGUUUACCUGACGCAUGGCACCAUUCUCCGGACCGUGGGCAUCUGGAUUGUGUAUGGUAUCACUGGCGAACCAUGGGAACCGGCGGGCAAGAACGAAGAUGGCUCGCCGCGGGAGCAGGUGUGGCUGAAGCCGAAGGGGAGGCCGGCGAAGAUGAUUUCCAUUCUGGUGUUCACGACGCUGACGUACAUUGCCGCGUGGGCGUGGAUGAAGUAUGUCGACACCGCCUGCGCCAGAGCGACGCAGUGGUUAGAAAACAAGGUGUUUGAUGACGAAGACGGAGAGGGCAAGGCCGGCCUGGCGGAGAAGGGAUACUCACAACUGCCGAACGGCAACGGCAACGGCGCGGCGGCGAGGCCCCUUGAGGGCGAGAGGACGCAGCCGCCCCCUUGA
Messenger RNA from Chaetomium strumarium, 1446 nucleotides. RefSeq names its product acyltransferase family-domain-containing protein. The coding region runs from base 1 to 1446 and encodes 481 amino acids. Gene Ontology annotation, cellular component: membrane. The record is from RefSeq and is a predicted model, not a curated record. Gene Ontology annotation, biological process: polysaccharide biosynthetic process. Gene Ontology annotation, molecular function: acyltransferase activity, transferring groups other than amino-acyl groups. The transcript has 3 exons. NCBI's taxonomy places the organism in Eukaryota, Fungi, Ascomycota, Sordariomycetes, Sordariales, Chaetomiaceae.